UACUGUCACGUGAUCGUUAAAGCGCAUGACUGUCCCGUCUUCUAAGUGACGGGAGUACAGCUGUGAUUAAAUCGAGGAAGAUUUAAUAUUUAUUCGCGUUUAGCAGCUAGAACCCUGCCAAGAUGAGUGCUCGGGACAGAAUACAGAUUUUUCCAUCGCGAAUGGCCAUGACUCUCAUGAAAGGCAGACUGAAGGCAGCACAAAAAGGGCACAGUCUUCUAAAAAAGAAAGCAGAUGCCUUACAAUUGAGGUUCAGAGUUAUAUUGAAAAAAAUCGUAGAGACGAAAUCUCUGAUGGGGGAAGUGAUGAAGGAGGCCGCUUUUUCACUGGCUGAAGCGAAAUUCACCAGCGGUGAUUUCAACCAAGUAGUCUUGCAGAACGUCACCAGGGCGCAGGUGAAAGUCAGGUCCCGUAAAGAUAACGUCGCCGGUGUGACACUUCCAGUAUUUGAAUGUUUUCAAGAAGGCACAGAUACCAACGAACUUGCGGGUCUGGCCAGGGGAGGUCAGAAGCUCGGAAAGCUGAAGAAAAACUACUUCGAAUCCGUGAAACUUCUGGUAGAGCUGGCCUCUCUGCAGACGUCUUUCAUAACGCUCGACGCCGUGAUCAAAGUGACCAAUCGCAGAGUCAACGCCAUUGAGCAUGUGAUCAUUCCUCGCAUAGAGAGGACGUUGCAGUACAUCAACUCCGAGCUGGACGAACGAGAACGAGAGGAAUUUUUCAGGUUGAAGAAAAUUCAAGAAAAGAAGAAGCAGAUUAGGGAGAGGAAAGAAAAAGAGACAGCGGAACGAAAGGCAAGAGGGGAACACAUAGAGGAAGCUCCCAACAUCCUUGACGACACCAAAGACGAGGACAUCCUCUUCACUUAGGAUCAUUCCACGAUACCUAGCUGCUGGUAGCGUUUUUGUUUGUGGGCCCAGGAGAGCGUGAAAUACCACAUUUUUCCAGUCAUCGUUGCUCCUGUUUUGGUUCCUGAUGAUUAUUUCUAGAAAAAUGUCGUCAAUGUCGGGGGUAGUCUUUUUUUUCUGCAAGAAGUAUUGAGAACAUUGAGAAAAAAAAAAAAAAGCACUACCCUGUUUCUUAUAAGGAACUUUAAUAAGUGUCGCUUUACUGUUUGUUUUGUUUACUGCGUUUGUUGCUUCCUGCCCAGAGGACGCUGGACCUUUUAUGGUUCGAGCAGUGAUGACAUGCAUAUUUAAAAAGAAUUUUUUUUCUUUCUUUUUGUUACGUUUUUCACUACAGAUAUAUCGAUAGGGUUGUGUGUGUCGUAUUUGCAAAAGAAUGCCAAGAUAGCGGAAGACAUGUAUGUACACUGGAAGUUCGUAUGAUCCGAGGGGAUUGACGUGUUCUGCUUAGGUUGAAAAGGGAUGUAAAGUUUAUGUACAGUACUGAUUAAACUGUGUAAACGUG
Messenger RNA from Ornithodoros turicata, 1410 nucleotides. RefSeq names its product V-type proton ATPase subunit D-like. Gene Ontology annotation, cellular component: proton-transporting V-type ATPase complex. The record is from RefSeq and is a predicted model, not a curated record. The transcript has 7 exons. NCBI's taxonomy places the organism in Eukaryota, Metazoa, Arthropoda, Arachnida, Ixodida, Argasidae. Gene Ontology annotation, molecular function: proton-transporting ATPase activity, rotational mechanism. Bases 123 to 869 code for a protein of 248 amino acids.